Molecule: messenger RNA, 6271 nt
Organism: Syngnathus typhle (broad-nosed pipefish)
Lineage: Eukaryota; Metazoa; Chordata; Actinopteri; Syngnathiformes; Syngnathidae
Gene: nrap
Product: nebulin-related anchoring protein
Exons: 43
Coding region: 137-5545 (1802 amino acids)
Biological process (GO): cardiac muscle thin filament assembly
Cellular component (GO): Z disc
Molecular function (GO): actin filament binding
Source: RefSeq, a predicted model, not a curated record
GGUGUCAAGUAGGAGACCGCAGUGGCGCAGUCUCAGAACUAACUUUACCACCGGGGGAGAAACACAAGCGAGGGAUUGCCCGUUAGUCGACUCAAGUUUUUCUUUUUCAGGGGGAGGUUAAGAGAGAGGAUUCAAAAUGCAAUCUUGUGCAAGGUGCGGCUUUGUGGUGUACCCGGCGGAGAAGAUCAACUGCAUUGAUCAGAACUGGCACAAAGCAUGUUUUCACUGCGACAUCUGUAAAAUGGUGCUGACGGCCAAUAACUUUGUCAGCCACAAGAAGAGGCCUUACUGCUCAGUGCAUAACCCGAGGAAUAACACCUUCACCAGCGUGUAUGAGACGCCCAUCAACAUCACCGCCAAAAAGCAAAGCAAGGCCAGCAGUGAGCUGAAGUAUCGCGAGGAUGGCGAACGUUUUAUGUCUACCUUCCACUGUGACAUGAAGUCCAUGGAGCUGGAGAGGGCUCGUCUAGCCAGUCAGAUGGCCGGUCAGACCUUCAAGUCUCAGUCUGAGUUCUCCCAGCAACAGACUUGGUACAACCAGGAGAUGGUGACCAUGUCGCAAGCUCAGACAAACCUCAGUGACGUCAAGUUCAUGGAGGAAUACGAGGAGACCAAAGGCAAAGGCAGCUUCCCUGCCCUGAUCACACCAGGAUACCAAACAGCCAAAACCGCCAACACCCUUGCAAGCAACCUUGAAUACAAGAAAGGCCACGAGGAGAGAAUUUCAAAAUACACAGCCUUCGUGGACCCCCCGGAGGUGCUCCUGGCGAAGAAACAAGGGCAGAUUGUCAGUGAUUACGCCUACACGGAGGAGUACGAGCAGCACAAAGGCAAAGGCAGCUUCCCCGCACAUAUCACGCCCGGAUACAAAAUGUCAAAAAAGGCUUCCGAGCAGGCCAGCAACAUCAAGUAUCGUCACGUAUACGAGCAGGAGAUAAAGGGCAAAGCCAGCGCCGAAGCGGCGGCGGCGGAAAUGGCCUUCGCCAGAGAGAAUGCAGAGAACUUCAGCCAGAUCGCCUACACCGAAGAAUACGAGCAGCAACGGGGCAAAGGAAGCUUCCCCGCCAUGAUAACGCCCGGCUAUCACCUGGCCAAGAAGGCUCAAGAAAAUGCAAGCGAUUUGAAAUACAGAAAAGAUUUAAAGAAAAUGAAGGGCGCUUCGCAUUACCACAACCUGACUUCGGAAGACAACCUGGCCUUGAUGAACGCCCGGAAGAUCAACAAGCUUGUCAGUGAGGUCGAGUACAGAAAAGACUUGGAGAACAGCAAAGGUCACAGCAUCGAUUUUUGCAAGACACCCCAAUUUCAAAAUGCUGCCAAAGUGGCCAAGUUCACCAGUGAUAACAAAUACAAAGAGAAGUACAUCGAUAUGAAGGGCCACUACGAAGGCUCGGGAAUCGACAAGAGGACCAUGCACGCCAUGAAAGCCCGGACGCUGGCCAGUGAUAUUUCAUACAAGCAAGGUCACGAUCAAGAUCAAACCGAGUACACCUACCAAGCCACGCUGACACCGGGAUACCGCUGCCAACGGAAGCUGGACCCGCUUAAAGACAAGAACUACAGGCAGCACAUUGACCAAGUCAAGUACAGCCCAGUAGCGGACACGCCCGAGAUCCUCCUGGCGAGGAAAAACGCUCAACUUGUCAGCAAUCUAAAUUAUAAAGCAGACUACGAGAAGACCAAGCACCUGUACACGCUUAACGAGGACCUACCUCAAAUUAAAAAGGCCAAAGACAAUGCAGUUUUGUGUAGUGAUAUUAAAUACAAGGAAGCCUGGGAGAAGACAAAAUCCAAAGCGUGUGACAUCGGUGUGGACGACCUCAGCGUCAAGGCGGCGAAGGCUUCCCGAGACCUCGCCAGCGAUCUUAAAUAUAAAGAGAACUAUCUGAAGAACAAGGAAUUGGCCGUGGGCGUCAACGUGAGCGACUCCAAGACUUUACAUUCUCUUCAGGUGGCCAAGAUGCACAACGACAUUGCGUACAAGAAGGACUCCAAGGAGAACCAAAGCCGCUACAGACUGAACAUGGACAUGGUCAACCUAAGUCACGCCAAAAAGGCCCAAGCUCUGGCCAGCGAUCUGGAAUAUCGUACCAGGCUGCACGACUACACCGUCAUGGCUGAUGACAUGAAGGUCCAGCAAGCCAAGAAGGCCUAUUCCUUGCAGAGUGAGAACCAGUACCGCUCAGACUUGAACUGGAUGAAAGGAGUGAGCUGGGAGACUGAAGGUUGCCUCAACAUCACCCAGGCCAAGAAAGCUGGAGAUCUGCUCAGUGACAAUAAAUAUCGGCAGAAGGUGGAUCGCAUCAAGUUCACCCACGUGGCGGACAAUCUGUCCAUCCAACAUGCCAAGAAGAGCCAGGAACUGCAGAGCGAUCUGGCGUACAAAGCAAACACGGAGCAGAUGAUCCACCAGUACACCAUGAGCAAGGAUGAGCCGCUUUUCAGACAAGCAAAGGCCAACGCUGAUCUUCUCAGUGCGAAAGUCUACAAAAGUCAAUGGGAGAAACAGCGGGAAAAGGGUUUCGAGCUCCGACUGGACGCACUUUCCAUUCUCACCGCCAGAGCUAAGAGGGACUUGGCCAGUGAUGUCAAAUACAAAGAGCAAUAUGAGAAAACGAAAGGCAAGGUGAUCGGAAUCAAAUCGGUCAGCGACGACUCUCAGAUGGCUCACUCGGCUUUGGCCACCAAACUCCAGAGUGGUCGCGACUACAGGAAGAACUAUGAGGACACCAAGACUCAAUUCAAUGUUUCUCUGGACAUGCUGAACAUCAGCCAGGCCAAGAAGGCCCAAGACUUGGCAGCUGACUACAACUACAGAACAUACCUGCACGAGUACACCACCUUGCCAAGCGACAUGAACGUGGCCUGGGCAAAGAAAGCCUACGGACUGCAGAGCGACAAACUGUACCGCUCCGAUCUGAACUGGAUGAAGGGUGUCGGCUGGGAGGCCUCCAAGUCUUUGGAUGCCCAGCAGGCCAAAAAAGCCGGAGAGGUUCUGAGCGAGAAAAAAUAUCGACAGAAUGUGAGCGACCUGAAGUUUACAAGUGUUGAAGACACACCAGAGAUGGUCCAGGCCAAACUCAGCAACAAACUGGCCAUUGACAGGUUGUACAGAGAGAAGGGCGAAAACAUGAAGCAUAUCUACACCCUCAACGAGGAGCUGCCCGAGUUUGUGCAGGCCAAGAUCAACGCCUUGAACCUGAGUGAGAGUCGCUACAAGGAAUCUUGGACUAAACUACGUGACGGAGGCUAUAAACUGCGUCUGGAUGCGAUUCCGUUCCAAUCGGCUAAAGCGUCAGCUGACAUACUCAGCGACCAAAAAUACAAAGAAGAGUUUGAGAAGACCAAAGGGAAGAUGAUUGGACUGAAAGGGAUGCACGACGACAUCAACAUAUCUCACUCUGUCCACGCUAACAAGCUGCAAAGUGACAUUACGUACAAGAAGGAGUCUGCCAGCCAGCGUUACAAGCACCACCUGCCGAUGGAUAUGAUGGAGGUGACCCACGCCAAGAAGGCCCAGUCUUUGGCCAGCGACCAGGACUACAGGCUCUUCUUACACGAGUACACGUCUCUGCCGGACGACAUGAAGGUCCAGGCGGCUAAGAAGGCGUACGCUCUGCAGAGCGAGAGGAUCUAUCGAUCUGACCUCAAUUACCUGCGGGGUGCCGCAUGGAUCGCAACUGGGGCCCUGCAAAUCGAGGGCUCCAGGAAAGCUACUGACCUUAUCAGUGAUAGAAAGUAUCGCCAGCAUCCAUACAACUUCAGGCACACUUCCGUGGCGGACUCCCCUGACAUGGUCCACGCCAAAUUCAGUGGACUGAUCACAAAUGAGCGUCUGUACAAAGAGAAAGGAGUGAGCGACCAGCACAGCUACACUAUCACGGCAGAGAGACCGGAGAUCACUCAAGCUAAGAUCAACGCGGCUAACUUUAGCGAGAUCCGAUACAGAGACUCCUGGCACAAUCUGAGAGCUCAGGGCUACAAGCUGACCAUGCAGGACAUCCCGUUCCAGGCAGCCAAGAGCUCCACGGGCAUUGCCAGUGAUUACAAAUACAAACACAACCACCUGAUGGAAAAAGGAAAGCACAUCGGCGCACAGAGCGUUUCGGACGACACGUACCUGCUGCACUACACGCAGGCCAACCGUCUGGCCAGCGAUCAGGAGUACCGCAAGGACGCCCUGACGGCCAGCGGACACUACCACCUGACACCUGACAUGGUCCACUUAGUCACGGCCAAGAACGCUCAAGCUCUGGCCAGCGAGCAGGACUACAGGAAGAGGCUUCACGAGUACACCGUGCUUCCCGACGACAUGAAGGUCAAGUGGGCCAAGAAGGCCUACGACCUGCAGAGUGAGACACUGUACAAGUCGGACCUGAACUUCAUGAAGGGCGUGGCGUGGGACGGAGUAGGGGCGCCACAGCUGGAGUCGGCCAAGAAGGCUGGGAAGCUUGUUAGUGAUAAGGGAUACCGCCAACUGCCAGACAGCUUCAGGUUCACCUCAGUGACCGACUCCCCAGAUAUGGUCCACGCCAAGACCAGCUACCAACAGUGCAGCGAGAGGUUGUACAAAUCGGGACGGAACGACGACAUGAACAAGUACACCUUACAUCCAGAUGAUCCCGACUUUGUCCGAGCCAGGAUGAACGCCCGGCACAUUAGCGACAAAGUAUACAAGGCCUCCGGGGAGCAGAUGAAGAUGCUGGGCUACGACUUAAGGCUGGACGCCAUCCCCUUCCAAACUGCAAAGGCCUCCAGAGAAAUUGCCAGUGAUGUGCUCUACAAGGACUCUCACUUGCGCGAGAAGGGCCAGCAGGUGGGGCUGCGCUGCGUGGAGGACGACCCGAAAAUGAUGCACCAGCUGGCGGCCAGCAAGCUCCAGAGCAACCUGGAGUACAAGCGGCAGUCCAAGGAGGAACGCUCCAACUACAAGAUGCACGCCGACCAGCCCGAGUUCCUGCUGGCCAAGAAGAGCCAGGCUCAAGCCAGCGACCUGACGUACCGAAGCAAGCUCCACGACUACACGUGUGACUCGGAGCAGCUCAACGUCAAGCACGCCAAGCAGGCCUACAAGCUGCAGAGCGACGUGAACUACAAGUCGGACUUGAACCGAAUGAGGGGAGCGGGCUGGACCCCGCCCGGUUCCCACAAGGUGGAGCUCGCUCGCCGGGCUGCUGAGCUGGGACUGGCUGAGGGCGUGACCACGGAUGAGGCCAUCGCCAAGUACCAACGAAUGAUAAUGUUUCACUACCAGCAGAGGAUGGGAGAGCAGCAGCAACAAGAACAGCAACAACAACAUACGUCCGAACAAGUGGAGACCAGCGAGAAGAUCCAACAAGGCGUCAACAUGGACGCCACGGAGGUGCUUCACGUCAACAGGACCAAGACUUACCAGACGGUGCAAAAGAAGCUCACCACCACAAGUAGCAGCAGCAGCAGUGCCACGUUCAAAUCCAUGGAGAAGAAAUCCAGCAGCACCUCGUCGGACGCCCGGAAAAACACGCUCAAGACGUCCGGUCAGGCCAAAGCCAUCAAAGACGCUUAAGAGGUUUUGGAGAACUGAUGCUAAACGGAUGGAUGAUUAUUGAAGGAUGGAAGCAUGUUGAAUGAAGACAGCAAAACACAAUGGUGGCUUUAUAUGGAAAAAUGGAAGUGAUUUAUUAUUCAUAAAAAAAUGUAUUGAUUAGCAAAACCACCACUGUGUUGGAAUCCAAAAUGGUGGCAUUGAACGGAACAGACAUGUGACAUGAAAGAUUAUUGUUUGCAUUUGGGAUUUAAUAACAACUUUGUAUUCUUAGCUUGGUUUGAUGAUGUCGUCCGAGCGAGGCAUCGACCGGAAGACUGGCAGGUUCAGCUUUUGCGACGCGAAAACUCAAAGCUGGCCUUGGAGUAAAUGCUCCAUUUUACUGCUUUCAAAAUAUAUAUAUUUUUUCCCUCGACCAAAUUGACUUUUAAGUGGUCGAAAUGGGUUGUUUUCAUUUGUUGCCUGAAAAGAAGCAUAAAAUAAAUCCAAUAAGUCCCAAAAAUAUUUUUCAAUUGUUUUAAUCAAAAAGCUGUGAUAGCGCGCACAUAUUCCAUGCACCCUUAAAAAAAACACUGGGUUACAAAAAAAAAAGAAAAAUCGCACGACCCGGGGAAUUGGAUUAAUUUGACCCAACUUCCAGGGUGGCUUCGAUUUUUAUCCUUGUUUUGAAGAGUGUAUUCAGUAUUACAUACAAUAUGUACACGUAGAGCAAAUAUUCUCCCGCUUUAUAAAUGUUUUUUGUUUUUU